Carassius carassius (crucian carp) is the source of this 990-nucleotide messenger RNA. RefSeq names its product ankyrin repeat and MYND domain containing 1 (gene ankmy1). NCBI's taxonomy places the organism in Eukaryota, Metazoa, Chordata, Actinopteri, Cypriniformes, Cyprinidae. Gene Ontology annotation, molecular function: protein binding. The record is from RefSeq and is a predicted model, not a curated record.
AUGUCAAGAUCUAUUCAAGUCUUUGAUGAUAAAAUCCCAGUGGGUUCUGUAUCAUGGAAAGAGAAGGAAGCAAAGACAGUCAUUGACUCUGAGGAAGCGCAAAAGGGUCUGUAUCCUCUUCACAUACAGGCAGUGUGUUUAUGAGGAGCAGAGGGUCCUGAAAUCACGGAGCUCCUCCUGCAUGCUGCAGAUCCUAAUGUCAAAGCUCAGGAUGCCCAUGAAUUCUAAGAGCUUCUUAAGGUCUGUCCCUUUAAGAAUCAGCAUCUCAUUGCCUCUGGACUCCUGGCUAAAUUCACCCAAUAUGUGUCAUGCCAAAGAGACAGUAUAUACACUGAAAAAAAAACAGCAUUAGCACUCCUCCUUUCUCAGAACUCAAACCCCAACGAAGUGUGGAGUGGCCAUUCACCUCUAUCUCUGGCCAUCGAGAGCGGCUAUGACCUUGCUGUAGAUGAACUGCUAGCUGGAGGGGCUGAUCCUAAUCUUCCUCUCACUCGUCAUGUGGGCAGCGCUCUCUGUGCCCUUGCCAACAUCAUCUACGACCGUGGGCCACAUCCACGCAACCAAGUCAAGCUGCCGGAGAAGUUGAUCAAAGUGGGCGCUGACACCCUCAUGCCUGUGGUGGUGGGCGAGGGCCGCAGGUGCGCUGUGGGAACAGUCGUGGAUUAUGCGCACUGCGCAUUCCAGCAGAACCAGUGCAUGGCCCACACCCCGUAUCAUGCCCUCAACAAGCAUGAGAGACAAGCCUAUAACACCCACCGGCAGUUGCUAGGCCUCAUGGGAGAUCUGCCGAGACAGGCGGCGAUGAGAAUGGAGAAGGAACGAGGCCAAGAUGCACUCGGAAGCCUCGCUUCAAAUAUUGCUAUGAAUGCGGCCGUUCAGUGGGUGUGCAGCUUUCGGCCUGUAGCCGCUGUCGUGAAGUCUUCUGCUGUGGCAAGACCAGCAAAACCAAAGCGUGGGAUGAGUGCCACAGAGACGAGUGUGACCAUGUGA